This is a messenger RNA of Periconia digitata, 675 nucleotides long. The record is from the annotation of a GenBank genome assembly. Lineage: Eukaryota; Fungi; Ascomycota; Dothideomycetes; Pleosporales; Periconiaceae.
CUGUGCUCAUGCUUCUUGCCCAGGGAAAUGUCGCUGACAAUCCCCACGGUCACCAUCGACCUCCAUGAUUUCCACGCGAACCAUUUCCCACACGCGUCUCUACCCGAACUGAAUCUUUAUGGCACCGAACAAGCGCCCGACAAUAAAACAGAAAACUACGGAUAUGAAGAUGACGGCCUAGGGUACUACGAAGAUGGAGUGAAACGUACACUCACUGAUGAACAAAUUGCCAUGUUCAGACACACCGAAAUCCAAACCAUUCUCCGCGAGCGGAGAAGACGCCUUGAGGAUGGCGAGAGCUUGGAGUCUAUUACGGCUCCAUUUCCUCAACCAGUUUCCGAAGCGCAUCCUACGCGCCAACCAAGGCUCUCCCCAACACUGUCCGAUGUCAGCACGCCCAUGUCUAUAAGUUCCGAAGACAAUGGUGGUCCAAGUGCCCCAGUCAAGCAGCCAACUCAUCAAUGGACCGCAAUAAGCGACAAGACUCGAGCACGAAAUGCAAGAAAUCGGAAAAAGAAUCGCAAGAAUUACCGAGCGAGGAAGAAAGAAGAGCGGAAACUGAAAGAGCAAGAAAGGCGCCAGGCCAAAGAAGAGGAAAGUGAUGAAUGGGAUCCUUGGCACCAAGCUAAUGGCCCUGAUGUUCAGAAGGAUGAUACGGUUGACCUGGAUUAUUGA